AACUCCAAAACACAGUCAUAGACAAUACACAUACCACAAACAGAGUCUCUAAGAUUAUUAAACAACAGAGACAUACAUACGCCCAUUAAUAUCAACACAAAACACAACAACAACAUUUUCUGUAACAAAUUAGAAAGAAAAAAAAUAACCUUUUUCUUUUUCUCUCUCUUCAUCCCAGCUAUGCAGCAGAGUGAAAUGGGUUUACCAUGGCGUUACUAAGAAUGGUUCAAUCUCACUCUCACUCUCAGCACAACAACAACAACAACGACAACGGUGGGACCCACCACUUGCUCAAUCCAGUACUCCAUGAUUUUCUCGGCAUGAAACCAUCUGAUACUUCCGCCGAUGUUAGGUUACCGGAGACAUCAGUCUCAGCUUCCUCCGCCGGUGCACGUGGCCCUUUUUCCACCACCUCUGAAACUGUUUCUGAAAAGCAGGUAGGGAAUCAUCUUGAGGGAGUUCCAUUCUAUGGCCCAAGAAGUGAUUUUACUGGCACUGAGAUAAGUAACAGACUAGUGGGGAACAAGAGAAGUAAUUCUGAUUCUUCUUUUAUGGGUUCCUCCAGAGAUGCCUUCCAAAUGGUCCCUGACUCCUUUCAAAACUCACAUUUGAUGAAGGUCCUCCGAAAUGCGUUUGGCGGAGAGAGGUCUAGAAGGCCUAAUGACGAUGAAGUGUUACAUGCUAUGCAGUCAAUGAAGCCAUCUUCUAGUUCUCAGAUAUUUCAUCCUCCAUCCACCACUAAGCUUGAUGCAAACAAAUGGGAACGGUCUAUUCUCACGAACAUUGGCCCUUCUAUGCAGCAUCCUCCGCGUGGAGGGCAGUUGAUGACUCCUCUUGCACACCAAUUAGCUUCAAAUAAGAUUAGGGAUACCAAUGCCGGUCCUUCAUUUAUCUCUCAGUCUGCUGCUGAUGAAGGAUCAAGAACCGGAAUCAAAGGCCCCGGAGUUUUAAGUUCCAUAAACACAUCUGCUACUGCUACUGAUAAAAUUUCAUCUGCAGUGCUACUCGGCGGAAGCAGGCCAAAACCUCUAACGAAUAUAGUAGAAUCAUUCACACCCCCAAGUCAACACGGGCUAACAUCUGCCAGCCGCCAGAUGACUAUUUUUUACGGAGGUCAAGCGCAUGUUUUUGAUGAUGUCCACCCACAUAAGGCAGAUGUUAUAAUGGCUCUGGCUGGUUCAAAUGGUGGAUCUUGGUCCACGGCAUUCUCGCCGAAAACUACUGCAAAACUAACUAAUGAAAGUAACUUGCAUAGUGGAGAAAAUGAAACAGGAUUAGUGAGUAAUGUGGCAUUCACACAAGAGCAUCAUGGGAAGUUGUCUGUUACCGGCAGUUCUAGUCGUGCUGUUGGGGGGCUUGGUGAUCGGGUAUCUACUCCAGCUGGGGUACACCAAGGAAGCAUUUUUGCUAAAGAUACAAGAAAUCCGGUUCAAGCAGCUGAUCCCAGUUCCGAAGACAAAAGAGCAUUGUGAAUAGAGUUUGAGGCUGAAAUGCUUAUGUCAAAUUUUCUCAUGAUCUUUCAAGUACUAUUUUUUUAAAUUUUUUUUUAUAAAAAAAGAGAAGAUUAUGUAGCAAGAGUAGGAUAAUUGUUUAAAGAGACUUAACAGAUACAUCAGCUAAAUUUAUGAACUGUUUUCAGGUAUCUUAUUUAGCAGUGUUUCUAAA
This is a messenger RNA of Cicer arietinum (chickpea), 1665 nucleotides long. Its product is annotated as protein TIFY 8. The record is from RefSeq and is a predicted model, not a curated record. Gene Ontology annotation, cellular component: nucleus. Lineage: Eukaryota; Viridiplantae; Streptophyta; Magnoliopsida; Fabales; Fabaceae. Gene Ontology annotation, biological process: regulation of defense response; regulation of jasmonic acid mediated signaling pathway; response to wounding.